GGCCUUUGGGGCAGAUCCGGGGAAUGAACGAGCGCCUCAUUACGCCUUGAAGCCAUUGGUACGUUUCCCCACACCACAUCACACCGCAUCACCUCAUCUAUUCCUCCCGCUCCCGCGCCCGCGAUCGACCUUAGCCCGUCACAAUGGCAUCGAAGCUCAGCUUGCUCUCUACUUUUCCUCUGCCCAACUCCCCUCACAAGAUCCCGCGCAUCGGCUUCGGUGUUUACCAAUCCCCGCCUCCAACCUGCGUAAACUCCUGCCUCAAGGCCUUCCGCGCCGGAUACCGUCACAUCGACACUGCGCAGUACUACGGCAACGAGGCCUCUGUCGGGCGCGCAAUCCGCGAAUCCAAUAUACCCCGCUCGGAGCUCUUCAUAACGUCCAAGAUCCUCUACCCCAGCAACGAUGUCGACUCAACGUAUAAGAUGAUCGAGGAGAGCGUCAAGAGGCUGGGCGGCGAGGAUGGAUACGUGGACCUCUUCUUGAUACACAGUCCUAACGGCGGGAAGGAGAGCAGGAGGCUGAUGUGGCUCGCGCUGGAGAAGGCUAAGCAGGCGGGCAAGGUGAGGGAUAUUGGAGUCAGCAAUUACGGAAUUGGGCAUAUCGAGGAGAUCAAGUCGAUUGGCACAAUCUGGCCGCCAGCCGUCAACCAGAUUGAGCUUCACCCCUGGUGUCAACAGCGCGAGAUCGUCGAAUACUGCCAGAAGAGCUCGAUCGUCAUCGAAGCCUACUGCCCACUCGUUCGGAACCAGAAGGCGCACGACAAGACCUUAAACGGAAUCGCACAGAAACACAGGAAGCAAACGGGCCAGAUCCUCAUUCGGUAUUGUUUGCAAAAGGGAUGGGUGCCCCUUCCGAGGAGCGACACGCCCGCCAGGAUCGUCUCUAAUACGGACGUCUACGGUUUUGAGCUCGACGAUGAGGAUAUGGGCGCUUUGGACAGUCUAGAUCAGGGGAAGAAAGGCGCGCUUGUACAGGCUGUUAACAACUCGUGAGCGGAGACACUGGGGAUCCCAAAUUUUGUUUAGUCAAUUCGGAACCGAUAGCGCUCAGAGAGUGCGGGUUUGCAGCUACGGUUCCCUGGGCGUGUGGGAGGGCACCAGGGUUCGCACAUUCUUAUAAGACUACGAGCAUGGGAUCAUCCCAUUUCAUUCCCUUCACAUAUCUUUCUGGAUGCUAAUAUAGCCCUCAUAUAGGCGAUCUUCGUGUCUGUCUCCACCCCGAGGCGCAUCACCAUACAUCAUUAACUCAUCUCAGCG
Trematosphaeria pertusa is the source of this 1259-nucleotide messenger RNA. Its product is annotated as Aldo/keto reductase. Bases 144 to 995 code for a protein of 283 amino acids. Lineage: Eukaryota; Fungi; Ascomycota; Dothideomycetes; Pleosporales; Trematosphaeriaceae. The transcript has 3 exons. The record is from RefSeq and is a predicted model, not a curated record. Gene Ontology annotation, molecular function: oxidoreductase activity.